Molecule: messenger RNA, 3952 nt
Organism: Labrus mixtus (cuckoo wrasse)
Lineage: Eukaryota; Metazoa; Chordata; Actinopteri; Labriformes; Labridae
Gene: usp22
Product: ubiquitin specific peptidase 22
Exons: 14
Coding region: 362-1930 (522 amino acids)
Biological process (GO): protein deubiquitination
Molecular function (GO): zinc ion binding; cysteine-type deubiquitinase activity
Source: RefSeq, a predicted model, not a curated record
UGGGCGGGCAUUGUGAAGCUGUAGCUGAGUGUUAGCAGGCUAACUAGAGAAAGAAAGCUAACUAACCGUGAGAGUGGAAGUGGAGCUAACCUUAAUGGAAACGCCAACUGUCAAAACAGCUAGCGGAGCAGAAAUAUCACUGCAGUGAUACUUGUGGUAGAUGACUUCAGGAAAAGAUUUAAUCAAAGAGCGUGUUUAUCAGAUGCCCGAGGAGCAUUUUGGAUACUACAUCGAUUGUCCCAUUUCAAAACGGAAACCAUUUCUUGGACAGAUAGUUCGUGCUAGCUAGCUAUAGCAAAGUGAAUCAACCAGGAGACCUUUUAUUGUCACCUAUAAACCCAAACUGAAUGUGUUGUCUGUCAUGAGUCCGGCCGGGUGUUCCCAUGUGAACGGUUAUAAGGUGGAUAAUUGGAAACAAAACCUCCGAGUCAUAUACCAAUGCUUUGUUUGGAGUGGUACUGCUGAGACGAGGAGACGCAAGGUGCUUCAGAGUGAUGCAGGAUGGACAGAGUUGGCCAAGUCGUGCAUCUGCCACAUGUGUGGCGCCCACCUGAACCGGCUCCACUCUUGUCUCUAUUGCGUCUUUUUCGGCUGUUUUACGAAGAAACACAUCCAUGAGCACGCCAAAAACAAGAGACACAACCUAGCGAUAGACUUAUUAUACGGUGGAAUAUAUUGUUUUGUGUGUCAAGACUACAUCUACGACAAAGACAUGGAGCAGAUUGCCAAAGAGGAACAGAGAAAAGCCUGGAAAUUGCAAGGCAUCGGGGAGAAAUACACGACAUGGGAGCCGACCAAGAGGGAGCUAGAAUUAUUACGACACAAUCCAAAGCGGCGGAAAAUCACUACGAACUGUACCAUAGGUUUACGCGGGUUAAUAAACCUGGGCAACACGUGUUUCAUGAACUGUAUUGUUCAGGCACUGACACACACACCGCUGCUGCGAGACUUCUUUCUCUCCGACAGACACAAGUGCGAGAUGCAAUCGAACUCCUGUCUGGUGUGUGAGAUGUCGCAGCUCUUUCAGGAGUUCUACUCGGGCCACCGUUCGCCCCACAUUCCCUUCCGGCUGCUGCACCUGGUGUGGACUCAUGCACGUCACCUCGCAGGCUACGAGCAGCAAGACGCCCACGAGUUCCUCAUCGCUGCGUUGGAUGUACUACACAGGCACUGCAAAGGAGACACCAUCAGAGACGACAACGGGAAGAAGGCCAACAAUCCCAACCACUGUAACUGCAUCAUUGACCAAAUCUUCACUGGGGGCCUGCAAUCGGACGUUACCUGUCAAGUUUGCCAUGGGGUGUCCACAACGAUAGAUCCAUUCUGGGACAUCAGUCUGGAUCUCCCGGGCUCGUCCACGCCUUUCUGGCCUCUCAGCCCUGGAGGGGAUGGCAGCACGGUGAACGGAGAGAGCCACCUGUCGGGGUCCACCACGCUCACAGACUGCCUACGCAGGUUUACGCGGCCCGAGCAUCUAGGAAGCAGUGCCAAAAUCAAGUGCGGCGGUUGCCAUAGUUACCAGGAGUCCACCAAACAGCUGACAAUGAAGAAGCUCCCCAUCGUAGCAUGUUUCCAUCUCAAACGGUUUGAGCACUCUGCUAAACUGCGGAGGAAGAUCACUACAUAUGUUUCCUUCCCUCUAGAGUUGGACAUGACGCCCUUCAUGGCAUCCAGUAAAGAGAGCAGAAUGAACGGGCAGUAUCAGCAGACGGUUGAUGUAUUAAACAACGACAAUAAGUAUUCCUUGUUUGCGGUGGUCAACCACCAAGGCACGUUAGAGAGUGGCCACUACACCAGCUUCAUCCGCCAGCACAAAGACCAGUGGUUCAAAUGUGAUGAUGCCAUUAUCACCAAGGCCAGCAUUAAGGACGUACUUGAUAGUGAAGGGUAUCUCUUAUUCUACCAUAAACAGUUCCUUGAGUAUGAGUAGUCCUUGCGACCACUGACCGCGAAGAACCACUGCUUCUAAUGACAGAGUCCAGGGACUGGGGACAGGAUGAGACACAAAAACACACAAACCUACCUGAAACUCUUUGACUACCAGUCUGCUCCUCCAGCUGUGGAGGACAAAAACUGAAAUAAAAAAAAAAAGACGUGUGAAAUCAUGCAACCUUACAAAAGAAAAAAAUCAAGCACUGAGCUACUUCUUGGCAUCUACUUGACAAAUGGAGAGGAGGAGAAGGAGGAUGAGGAGGAGGAGGAGGAGGUAGUCGUUGGUUCCAGGCUCGGGAAAAGGUGAAGAGGCCCCCCCCCUCCACACACACACACACACACCCUUCACUUUCUCUCUUUCUCCCUUCCCAUCCCGCUGCAGGGGCAGAGUCUGAGCCUGGCCGGCUGUCAUGUUGAUCGGGCACAUCUGGAUUUUUUUCUUACAGUAUUCUGACCGCCCUCCCCCCCCCCCUUAUUUCUCCAUUUCUCUCCCAUGGUGCUCUCGUUUCAACUGACCAAGCAUUUAACUUAGACAUCAUGGAGGACAGUUUGUUGUCAUAUGCAUACGGGACUGAAUGCAAAAAAAAAAAAUAAAAGAAUAAAAAGAAUAAAAUCAACGUAUUAUAUGAACUUUGCAAGAACAUUUUUAAAGGUAUGAUUAUGAUUCUUAUCAUUUGUGACUUUAGUUAUGAGAUACUGUAUGAAUCUAGUAUACAUCUAUUUUUUAAGAGCAAAGAAAACCUGGGAGAGCUUAGAGGCGCUGCCUUUGCCAGUUGCUGGGGAAGUGCUGCCAUGGAAACUAAGCAGAUUUGGACCUGAGUGUGCUCAUGUUCCAUUAUUUACUGUGUUGAUUGUUUUUAUUUUUAAGUCUGGUUGAGGGCAGGGAAUAUCUAUUUUUUUUAGCAACUCAUUGAAUUUUGUAUACUGUUCUUUUCAGUGUCUUUCUUUUUCUGUUUUCAGUACAGUCAUAUGUCCCUCGCUGUCCUGGUACUGGAAAUGUUUUUGGACGUAUUAUACUUUCAUUCUUGUGGAAUUGUUGGUAUAAUGAUGGUGGUGAUUAAAUUGGCUCACCUUUUGCUGUUUAUGAAUUGUAUGUUGAAUGUGAGCUUUGGGUUUUCGUACGACAUUCUGAAGAGAAGACUCCGACACAUGAACUCCAUAUGAGGUCCUUAUUGUAUGUGAGAAUGCUGUGGUCUCUCCUCAUUGAACACCUUGGAUGCUCUGUGCAAAAAAAAAAAAAAGAGAAAAAAAAAGCCUACUUAACAUCACUGCAUGCGACUGGGCUCUCAUGAUCUUAUAAAAAUGUGAAAAAUUUACCCUCAGUAAUGCCUCAAGGCCUGUUGCUCAUCAGGAUUUCUGUUCUUGUAUGGGGAAAAAAAAGAAUCAUGUGAAAUAUAUAAAGAGGCUAAGAGACAUUGCACGUGUAUGGGCACUGUGCGACCACAGCCCGGCUCUGAAUCCAUCAGUGUUAAUCUUCUCCAUGGCAACCGUGUGGCUGGUGCAGACUGGUGUGGUUCGUGGUGUGUCUCGCCUCUGCAGUGCAGUAAACCCAGUGCUCUAUUCAAUCAGUAUGCUGUCAAGUCAGACUUCAGAUAAUGCACAUACACGUCAGGGUGUUGUGGUCUGUUUUGUUUGAAUAUCACUGAUUGUGUAUGUAUAAGAAAAAGACAGAAUAAAAAAAAAAUGGAGUCAUGUAUACGAUGAGGGCUCUAACCUUUCACAAAGUAAUGCCACAUUUAAAAAAAAAAGAAAAACCCACAACCCCCUGGUUGUUAAGCUGCUCUGUAAUUGAAAACAAACAUGCAUAUCCUUUGGUCUGCUGCAUAACCUCAGCUGGACGGCAACGGCGGGUGUCUUGACCAGUAAAAUCAAAGACUUUUGAAUUGUUCGCACUUUGGUUUUGAUGUAUCAUGGAGCAGUUAAGGCCACCCAAGGACAUUCAGGGACGCAGCUGAAACGUAAAGGAAGAUGGAGAGCUUCAUUAUCAGUUUCAGUGAUUAAACUCAGAACAAAACUGGAA